AACGUCCAAUCACGCAAGACUUCAAUUUUAAAUGAGAACGGACAGUUCCUUCUCCCUGUUACUGAGAUCUACAUCAGAACUGACCCCAGUACUUGGGUCAGGACUGGAGGUUCGGGUUUUGUAGGACUCUUUCACAGCCAGUCGGUUGAUUUUGAGCCCCGGCAGCUUCUCGUUGACAGCUGUUUCAUGGGAACCCAGGAGGGAGAGAGAGAUUGGGUCGAUGUGGCAAAUGAUCUCCUCAGCAAGUGUCACGUAAACCUGAGGCUGAGGAAACUGACAGACUGCCAUGCAAAUGUUUUCAUUGCUCUGUAUGAGAACAUCUUGGGAGAGAAGGUUCCAGAUUAUAUUGCAGCACCUUGCAGUCAAGAGGAUGACAUCCAUAAUGUCCAGUCUGUGAUUGAUUCACUGUCCCUGGAUUACCUGCAGAUCAGCCUCUCGCACAUUACAGGAGAAAAUGUUGUCAGAGGAGACAAAGAGUCUAUCAAAAACCUUGUGGAAAUCUUUGAUGGUUUGCUGGAAUAUCUCAAUGAAGAGAUAAGCGAGGAGUCACAGAAUGGUGAAGAACUGAAUGACAGUCUAAAUGAGGACCUCCCUGGUGGAGAGAAAGACCCAACACAUUGCAAUGCAACAGAGCAGAAGGAGGCUAAUCUGGAUGGAGCCUCUUUGUCUUCCAGUGGAGAGUCCACCAUUCAGUCCAGUAAACAUUCCCUCCAUUCCUCAAAUGCUGAAGAGGUGGGAUCAACCAGUGAAAUCGGUCUGGGAGUCUCUGCACGCACAUUCACAGCCAAACAAGACGGACUGGCUCCAGUCUCAGAUACGGUCACCACCUCGUGUCCUUUGGAGACUCAAGAGGCUCCACCGACUGAACUACUUCACUCAGCCAUCGCUCUGCAGCCUCCCAACCAGAGCAAUACUCCUCACAGGACGGACACAGACCCACCCUCACAUCCCCAUUCCACUGAAGCUGCUGGUCUCAGGCCUGAGUGCACAGAGGAAGCUGGGCCUGUCACUACAGAGACAUCUCAGAGAGUACCUGAGACAGUUGCUUCCAAUGGGAUACAGUCCCCUCCUCUUCUUUGCCAGUCACCUGUUGUGAGUGAGAAGUCCUCAUCAAGCCAACAAAGGGUGAAGACAGAUGUGGAAGGAGAGACACUAGAGCCUACUAACGGGGGUCCAAGGAGGGUUUUAUUCCGCACCCAGCCAGAUGUCCUGUUCCUGAACCUACAGGAUGAGAUGGUACCCCCCACCCCUUCUCCUCCAGACACAGAGGAGGAUGAUGAUGAUGAUGAUGAGGAGGAGGAGGAGGAGAAAGCCGAGGAGGAUAUGAGUUACACACAACGGCAGUAUGGAAGGACCAGUGACAGAGAUAGAACAGGCCUUGAAAGCAGGAUGGACACAGAAGAUGUGGACGAACCUCUGUCUUACCGUAGACAGAGGAACAAGCAGGCAGAGGAAGAACUACAUCACAUUUCUGAGAACCUCUCACAUCGACUGGAAGAACUCGAUCAGAUGCUCAAACGGGUCCUAGGUGAAACUGGUGAGUCCAGUGAGGUCAGAGAAGAAGAUAAACGAUCCCACCACAGUGACAGCGUCAUGGAGUGUCGCAGGAAUUCCAGACAGCACACAGGAGACCCAGCUCCCGAGUCCACCCACCGCACGCGCUCCCUGUCCCCGUCCCCUCCACGGGUCCGCUGCUGUCUGCAAGGGGAGGUGAAGGACACCAUACUGGACUCCAUGAACCUGGAUGAUAGGCGACAGACCAACCUCACAGUUUCUGAUACUACACGGCGAGGAGAGCUGCCCCACAGACUGUCACAUCGAAAACAUGACAAGCAUCUGGUAAAUAAUGCCUAUCAGGUGGAGCUAGACCGGUAUGAAGACAAACGACGGGCAGAUCUGCAAAGGGAACGCCUCCGAGCCCUGGAAGCUGAGCGAGAGUACAGAGAGGCCAUCCUAAGAGAUGCUUCCAAAAUCCACAGGCUGUCCCCAGCGAAAUCAAAGACCCAGCACAGGUCACAACGCAAUACAACACCAACACCAGGACGCAGGCGCCAGGACCCUCCCAGGAAAGCCCCAUCAAUGAAAGUGAAGGAGAAUGAGCUGCUCCCGGUGCUGCUGGAGGAGCUUCCUCAUCUUCAUAUCACUCCACAUGCACUGGGUCAGAUGUGGGAGCAGCAGAUGCAGCAGGUGGACAGACUCCACGCCCUCUCAGCCUCUCACAGCAAGCGUCGCAGCAAACUCUGCAGCGAGAUGGAGGAGGCCCAGAGGAGACACGACCUGCUGGCGGAGAUCGUCAGGAAAGAACAUGACCACAGCAGACGACUGAGGGACUUUAAAGAGCGCAUUCAGCAGCAGAAGUCCACCCAGAGCAGACUGAGAGAACGGAGGCAGCAGAUCGCUCGUGCCAAGAAGUACCACAACGACUACCACGUCCAGCACCGAGCGCGUCUGAUGAGGGCUCGCACCAAGGAGGAGAGGAUGUUUCGGCAGCUGUUCGAGGAGGGUUUGGAGCUCCAAAAGGUUCGAUUGAGGGAGCAGAGAGCUUAUGCCAGGGAGCAGCGACUGGAACACCAGAAACGACACCAGGACCAGAUCAAGUCCAUGGAGAACUACUACAAAGACCAAUUUUCACUACUGGCUGAAAAACUUGCACAAGAGCGACAAGAGAUCCAAGUUCGGAAAAAAGCUCAAGAAAAGGCUCUGCUGAAGAUGAAGCGGGAGCUGCGUUCCAGGAUGGAGCGUGAAAUUGGUGAACUGCAGAAGAUCAUCAUCCAGAACGAUGAGGAUGAUUACUUUCAGGAUCUGGAAGUCCAGAGGUUGCGCAAUCGGGUCCGGAUGGCGUCCUUCAAGUACAACACUAGCUAUCUGCACUGAUGGGAGCAGGAGAGGGCUGUUUGAAGCCUCUACUUUAGUCAAGACUGUCCUCUUAUGGGAGGGGCGGGCUGAGGUUUGUGCCAUUCACAACUAAAGGUACCACAUGGACACGGCUCAACAGAACCCACUCCUCAGGCACCUUCCUUCAGAGAUUUGCACAGAAGAAGAAAUUCACAAUAUUAGAACUUAAACAAACCCAGAUGCAAUACAGGCCUGCUGUUGUGUGAAGUCUACGGAGGAGCGGACUGUGUAAUGACACACACACACCAAUGAACUGAACACACUCCUACAAUAUGUAGCUAUUAGCUAAGGUAGCUAACUCUUCCUCUCACUUCUGCUGCUAUACCUGAACUUAUGGACACCUUGGACCGAGUCCCUGUCUUUCCUGGGUUUUACUACUUGAUAACUAAGAAUGUUUUAAAGUGGCACCCACACUGUGCAGUCGUCGUGUUAAGUUACUGUAGCAAGAAACUAGUAAACACGUUUUCCUUUGCCAAACAGGGACCUCCGAUGCAAAGUCUGAAUGUCACACACUGACGAGAUUUUAUAACUUCCUUCAUUUUUUCCUUUUCUGUUUGAUGUCUUCCAUUAAUGUCUGAACCAUGCCAUUGAUUAUUUAUUUUUUAACUUUGUCUUGUCUUUUGAUUUUAACCAACCUGGUGUUGUUUUGUGAUCACCAGAGGCGAAGAUAAUCAGCCUUAACUCCAUUGUGAUUGUUUUUUUAAUCUUAGACAUGGCAGUUUUGGACCAAAUGACCAACAGAUGCAAUAUUUAAAAGAAAAACAACUGACUUUCAAUUUGUGCAUCAAAAUGAACAAAUGAAUUUCUUGUCAUGUAUUAAAUGUCUGCCCUCGGUGACUAAUGUGUCAGUUAAA
This is a messenger RNA of Sphaeramia orbicularis (orbiculate cardinalfish), 3749 nucleotides long. Its product is annotated as centrosomal protein of 95 kDa. The transcript has 21 exons. The record is from RefSeq and is a predicted model, not a curated record. NCBI's taxonomy places the organism in Eukaryota, Metazoa, Chordata, Actinopteri, Kurtiformes, Apogonidae. The coding region runs from base 187 to 2874 and encodes 895 amino acids. Gene Ontology annotation, cellular component: centrosome; spindle pole.